AUGUGCGCGGCCCUGGCCAGCGCCGGAGGCCAGCUGCACCGCACUGAGCUGCUCGGCAUGAAGAGUGGCGCGUCCAUGGUGCAAAAUGGCGUGAUUGCAAACGCCGCCGUCCCGGGCGGCAGCAGCGGCGGCCAUCUGCAGGACUCGCAACAGCAGCACGAGCAGCAGCAGGAACAGCAGCAGCAGGAGCAGCAGCCGCCGCCACCGCGCGGCACCGCGCCGUGCCCGGGCGCAACGUGGUGCCGCCGCGCCGCGCGCGCCGUGCGGCAGCGGCUGCAGGACGGGCAGCAGCUGUUCCGGGAGUAUCAGUACGUGGUGGCGCUGGACGACACGAUCCGCCACACGCAGGCGGACGCGCUGCGAUCCGACUCCUCGUCGCGCAACCGCUACGCGAACGUGCUCCCGUACGACUACAACAGGGCGGCGGCGUGA
Messenger RNA from Monoraphidium neglectum, 432 nucleotides. RefSeq lists its product as hypothetical. NCBI's taxonomy places the organism in Eukaryota, Viridiplantae, Chlorophyta, Chlorophyceae, Sphaeropleales, Selenastraceae. The transcript is spliced from 2 exons. The record is from RefSeq and is a predicted model, not a curated record. Bases 1 to 432 code for a protein of 143 amino acids.